AUGGAGCAAGAUAUUCAACAAAUUUUGUCAAUUCUUGAAGAAUCUGACUCAGACGAUUUUUUUUCUGAUAACGAUCACGCGGAUGAAGAGGAUCACGUGAGUGUUUGUAGUCAGGCAAGCGAUACUAAUGUCCCGCUGAGUGAAGUUAGAAUGGAGUUGCAAUCCAGCGCGUCUUCGCUGCAACAAGUGCCAGAAACAUCUUUACAGCGUGAAGUACGCCUACAAUAUCUUGGUAAGGAUGGAACAGUUUGGUUUAAAACACCUUCUCGGCGCAAUGUGAGGACAACGGCAGAAAAUAUAAUCACACAGUUACCAGGUGUGACACGAGAAGCUAAGUUUGCUACUUCUGAGUUGGAAUGCUGGGGCUUGUUCUUCAGUGAUUGUAUAUUGCAAAAAAUUAUGACUUACACAAAUACACGUAUUAGACGCAAAAUGGCGUCGUGUAAGGAUUUGUCGAAGCAUGCCUAUAUGAAGGAAUGUAGCAUGACAGAACUCAAAGCUUUUACAGGCCUCUUAUAUAUUGCCGGCUUAUUGCGCUCAGGAAGACAAAAUCUGACUGACUUAUGA
This is a messenger RNA of Parnassius apollo (apollo), 567 nucleotides long. The record is from the annotation of a GenBank genome assembly. NCBI's taxonomy places the organism in Eukaryota, Metazoa, Arthropoda, Insecta, Lepidoptera, Papilionidae.